Messenger RNA from Cannabis sativa, 950 nucleotides. RefSeq lists its product as uncharacterized. Gene Ontology annotation, biological process: negative regulation of protein kinase activity. NCBI's taxonomy places the organism in Eukaryota, Viridiplantae, Streptophyta, Magnoliopsida, Rosales, Cannabaceae. Gene Ontology annotation, cellular component: nucleolus. The coding region runs from base 202 to 726 and encodes 174 amino acids. The transcript is spliced from 2 exons. The record is from RefSeq and is a predicted model, not a curated record. Gene Ontology annotation, molecular function: double-stranded RNA binding; protein kinase inhibitor activity; protein kinase binding.
UGGACUUUUUUUACUCUUACACAUUUGAAUUUUUAUAGAAAAGACAGCAAAUAAGGGUCCGUCGAAGCAAAAGGCUUGUUCCAAUUUAUGUGUGCCGCUAAAUUCAUCUCCUUCGAACACUGAUUGACCACAAUUCGAUUCAAAAUAUAAUAUUCUGAACUCAAAUCCAAUUCAAAAUUUUUAGGGUUUUGGAAGAUCCAUAUGUCGACGACGGGUGGACCUAAAGAUAGGGACUUGCAGCUCAUGGCGGCGCCGGAGAAGAGAUCUCUUAUGCUUCCUCCGAAGCCACCCUCAGCGUCUACAUCAUCGGCCAUUGUCGAGUAUACUCCUCCAGUGUUCAAGGAAGAGGAAGAAGAUAUAGAGAUUAAGCUCCGUCGAAUCAUCGAUAAUGUUCCUGUUCGCGUCAGCAACACCUCCGGUAGCUCAGCUGGUUCUGGCUCUGGCGACUUUCAUCAGUAUCGACAAAUGAGACGGAAAGAGCAAGACAGGCUUGCUCGGAUGGAUGUAGAUUACCAACGAAGGAAAGAAGAGGCGGAAUUCAUCAUGCGAAGGGAGGAAAGAUUGAAAGCCGCUGAAGAACGAACAGCAAAAAGACGUUUAAAACGUCAGAAGAAAAAGCAAAGGAAAAGGCAGAAGAAGAGCAUCACCAAUGCAGAUGGGGAAAAGAAUAAGAAAGAAGAAUCUUCAGAAGAAGAAGAGGAGUCCGAUAAUGAAGGACCGAAAUGAACAGCUUGUAUCCCAAUACUAAGUUUAUGCCUUCAAAUUUUCUUUCAAACUUAAGAUGUAGCAUAUUUGUAGCAAGAAGAACAACAAAUUCAUUUGAUGUUCUGGAUUUUUGUAGUCUAAAUUCUUUGAUCCCUUCUUCUUUAGGAUGAAAAAAGAAGAAGAAAUUCUUAUUCUUUUUUGCAGCCAAACAAAACAAAAAACGAUAAAUCAUUCUUCAAGAAAAA